Molecule: messenger RNA, 1985 nt
Organism: Plutella xylostella (diamondback moth)
Lineage: Eukaryota; Metazoa; Arthropoda; Insecta; Lepidoptera; Plutellidae
Gene: mri
Product: BTB/POZ domain-containing protein mrityu
Biological process (GO): positive regulation of phosphorylation
Cellular component (GO): cytoplasm
Molecular function (GO): protein binding
Source: RefSeq, a predicted model, not a curated record
GACAUUUUGGAAAUUGAAUGACGUUUUCGAUUCGUUUUCGUGUUGUUUUCCUCACUAAAUUCACGGAAAUUUUCACUUACAAAUUCGUCAUUUUCUAUUACAUUUUACACGUUGUAAAGUUACUGAGGCGUCCGCGUCCGCGCGAGCCUUUCUCGACACCCUUACGUGCGGUGAGUGAUGUGAAAACUGUCCAAAUGGAUUCGUGCGACCACAACAAAGGCGAGGAGAUGUCCGAGGCCCGUGGCAGGCCCUUCAUCUACCCUGACAGCAGCAGUGACACCGAAGAAUAUAGAAGAGACACAGAAGAGCGUCGCAAGCGACUCUCCAAAUGUAAAGCGCCCACGGGAAUCCGUGGGAGGCUCCCAUCUUCCACUAUGCCCCCAAAAAACCAAUCAAUUUCCACUCCAUCCACUUCUGGGCAGCAGGAUUCCGCCCGCAACGGCUUAAAAAUGCCUCUCGAUGACCGUAUGACCUUAGUGGUAGACAACACUCGCUUCGUGGUAGACCCAGCGCAUUUCACAGCACAUCCGAACACAAUGUUAGGUAGAAUGUUUAGUUCGGGGCUGGAAUUCACGCAUCCGAAUGAGAGGGGCGAGUACGAGGUGGCGGAGGGGAUCUCUGCGACGGUGUUCCGCGCGAUCCUGGAGUACUACCGCGGAGGCACCAUCCGGUGCCCGCCGACCGUCUCUGUGCAGGAGCUGAGGGAAGCGUGUGACUAUUUGCUAGUUCCGUUCGAUGCUAACACUGUUAGAUGUCAGAACCUCCGAGGUCUUCUCCACGAGCUGUCGAACGAGGGCGCGCGGCGGCAGUUCGAGUCCUUCCUGGAGCGACUCAUACUGCCUCUCAUGGUAGCGUCAGCCGAGCGUGGCGACCGCGAGUGCCACGUGGUCGUGCUCCUAGACGACGACUCCGUCGAGUGGGAUGAACAAUACCCGCCGCAGAUGGGCGACGAGUACAGCCAGACGAUGCUGUCCACGCCGCUGUAUCGCUUCUUCAAGUAUAUUGAAAACCGGGACGUAGCAAAACAAGUAAUGAAAGAGCGGGGUCUGAAAAAAAUCCGUCUUGGCGUGGAGGGGUACCCAACCUACAAGGAGAAAGUUCGAAAGCGUCCCGGCGGCCGCGCGGAGGUUAUAUACAACUAUGUACAACGCCCGUUUAUACAUAUGUCUUGGGAGAAGGAAGAAGCGAAGAGUAGACAUGUGGACUUUCAGUGCUUCAAGUCGAAAUCUGUGACCAAUUUGGCGGAGGCUACCGCUGAUCCGGUGAUCGAGCUAGAGCCGAGCCGCGCCCGCGACCCGGAACCGGAAGCGGAGCCAUUACCGGAGCCGGCGCCGGAAGCGGAAGAGCCGCAGCAGUGACCGUGCAGCUUCGUGCUCUGCGCGAUAGAUGGCGUUGUACUGCGAUUCCUGUGGGUCGGUUAGUUUACACAAUGUUUAAGGGAUAUGCGGUCAAAUCUGCAGUCGAGGUUUUAGAUAGUGUUGACAGGUUAUCAGCCUUCUGUAAUUACUACAAAAUUGCAAUUUAGCAUUGUAAAUUUAAAAACACCCAACAUGUAAAAUUUUAAAAAUCUUUUGUUUUAAUUAUUGUAUGCUCCAUUCUUGCAAUAGUUUUAAUUUAAAAAGUUAGUAAACUGGUAACACUAUCUGCAAGCGUGACAGCGGAUUUGAUGGAGGGUGUGAUUACUAAGAUAGUUGCGUCCUAUGUCUAAUAGAUGGCGUUGUUAAUGGUUUUCCAAGUUCGGUUUAGAAAACCUUUGGCAUUAUUUUGGUAUUGUAUGUGAAAUCGUAUUGUUCGAUUCGUGACUGAAUAAAGGACUUUAAUGGCACAAAUUUUCGAGUGUGCUCAGUGAAUUGGCUUAUUAUUUUGCUGUGGCAGCCAUGUUGGAAUAUAGUAAGCCUGGCACAUAAGUUUUUAUAUGUAUCACUAUCAAAGAAACUGCAAAGUUUUAUACCGAUUGAUAAUAAUCAUAAUUUGAUAGAUUUGUA